AUGGCUGGAGUGGGUGAUGGUAGUGGUGAGCUCCGUCCCUCCAUCUCGUCCUGCUCAUCGUACUCAUCGCCUCCAGGUCCCUCGUACAUUUCUGCCCAUUCGGCGGAUGUCAUCCUCUCCGACAUACGUCCUAUAAAGCUCAAGGUCGAAGCUUUGCGCGCCAUCAACGCUUUGCUCGAUGAAUUUUUGUCCAAGAUUCUGAGCACCUCUUGUUCUCUUGCCACAGACAAGCUGAGGGCGGGCCUGCUCACGUUACUCCCCACCAGUCUCGGAAAGGAAGCAUUGCUAGAAGCCGAAGUCGAACUACGAGCUUAUUGGGAGAGGACAGAUGUAAAGGUUGCUACAGAGGAUGAUGAUUCACGGACGUUCCAUUUUGAAUGGGCUUAUGAACUUUUACGGCAGAAGUGCGAGGCAUAUUCGACUUUAAAUGAAGAGGAUGAGGACCCUGCUGCCGAGGCUCGUAUUAAUGAACAGUUUGGGAAACUCCACCCUCACCCGCCUAGUAACGCCUUGUUGGAUCCAGCAGCGCUAUACCUGACAGCGAUCCUAGAGCAUAUCCUCUCUAAUGUUGGCCGAGUUGCCGCCCGUGAUAGCAGUCGAACCUUUGCCACAGUGAACGAUCUAUUUGUGGCCCUCUGUGAAGAUGAUUCAAUAUAUGGUCUCUUCAGAUUGAUGAAAAUUUACGAGCAGAUAGAAUUGCUGUCGAAGACCCCUAAAACACGGCGCAGCAAGUCCUUCUCACGAAGUGACCGACUAUCAAUAUCGCGGACAUCCUCUCCACAACACGAUCUCACUUCAGCAAAGUCGCGACCAUCCCUCGAAGGACAAACAUCAACCACGACGCCCUCUUCCGCUGCUGGCUCGCGGACAUCAGUUGAAAAGACAAGAGCGAUCAGAAUGUUCACGAAUGGGAAAUCUCUGGGCGACAUUGAAGCAGCACCUGGUGGUCACAAGAAGUCGGAGUCAUUAAAAAGCGAAAGUUUGAAAUCGUUUCCUGACAACGAGGGGCAGAAUCCUGCCGAAGAUGCGGCCAUGCUUCGCGAGUUCGACGAUUUAAUGCGCUCUGCAUCCACAAUGAAGGUUUCGCUGACUCCUGAUCGGCUAAAAACGAUGGAGAUGUACAAACAAGAAAAAGAUCAACGGAGCGCGACUCGGCGGCCAGGCACUCAUUUUUCUUCAAAUUCAGAACCGGAUAUCCCUCCUGCUUCUCGCCUCAAUUCCCAGCGCCAGCCUCUUCGCCACGUCGAUUCCAUCGUUGAGGACGACGAGGAGCACAGCAGUCCCACCCCGCGCACACGCAAACUGAGCACAACCGUACCCCCGGUGCCCCCUCUCAGCCCUGUUCUCCCAGCCAGAGCCAGGUCUAUCUCUACAUCCAGUGCCCUCCACGCAGCCUCCAGAAAGCCUCUUCGCAAUCCGUCUCUGUCAGCCGCCUCCUCUUCUUUCUCACAAUCCGACAAGGCAUCCAACAUGGUCCAAUCUAGAGACAUGCGCUAUGGCAAGCCCUCGGAAGGCAACGGAUUUCCUCCCCGCACACGCGUCAGACAGCGCAACAGGGACUCUAUGGACCUGGACGAUGUUAUGAACGGCUCCGACGAUGAUCAUGAACCAGACGUCCCUGUCCGGCAGCAGCCACAAUCUCCCCCGGGUGCCCGACGUGUGAACGCCCCCCCUAUAAAGCCUGCUGUUUCGGCAAAAACGCGAGAGUUGAUGGACUUUUUGGCAGAAGGCCCUCCUGAUUCAGGUCCCCCACCGGCACAUGUCUCUAAAAACGGAAGGGAACUUAUGGAUUUUCUCGCUGAUGGUCCACCAGACUUUGGAAAUAACGCAGCAACUGUAGAUCCUUUCAAGCCCAAGGGUGCAGGACGUCUGCAGAGGAUGAUAUCCAAGUUAAAUCUAGGAAAUGCAGAAAAGAUAAAAACAGGUUCGGAGGCACCCAAAACUCCACAUUCGACAACAAGUCCGAGAACACAGCAACCCCCGACACCAGUUCGCCCCAAUGGCAUCGCUACAAAGGCGUCCAUGGGAUCUUUAGCCAAUAGACCUAUUCCUCCUAGGCCUGCCCAACUCAUGCAACCUCCACCACCCCCCAUCUCGCCGCCUUCGUCUCCUCAUGAUUCAUCAGACGAAAAUAAAUCUAUGCGCAACCUACCUCGAAAACCACAUCACGAUACUAGCUUCUCUAGGGAUCCAUCUUUACACGAAAAAUCUAUUUCUGAAAGGGCAUCACCUGUAAUCCAACCAGCAUCUCCCAUUCCCCAAUCUCCGACCCCGAGGCCGGACAGCUACUCUAGAUCUACUCCUCCUAUGCGCAUGAAUGGUAACGGCACUGCAAGACAGGAUCGCGUUCCCAAGGAGGUCCUAUCGGACGCGCAACCUCUCGUUCCCGUCCGGACGACAUCUAUUCCUUCACCGACACGCAAGCCAGUACCAUCUGUGCUUUCGACAGGUCUUCCUGCCAUUCCCGAACCCGACGUUAGGGAUAUGCAACGCCUUUUGGCGAGCGCGACCACUGCAGAUGAAUGUCGUCUCAUCUUUGAUAUGUAUAUGGCGCGUAAUGGCAUUCCUCGCGUCCCAAAGCCAUCUACUGUCCCAUAUCCUUCCCCCUCUCCAUCCGUUGUCAAACACACACCUUAUGUCGAAGAAGCGACAGUGGAAAAUUCUCUUGUGGAACUUUUCCUUGGUGGUAUGACUGGACCAGAAGCUACAUCUGAGCUUCCCUAUUCUGAGGAUGGGGUGACUGAUGGAAUGCCAAUCCAGAAUGAUGGUUCUAUCGAUGCGAACACUCUUCACCAUGACAUUGUUUCUCCUGGAGUUUCUAUUACCCCAAGUCCUCAGACGAUACCUCUUCGUGCAUAA
This is a messenger RNA of Psilocybe cubensis, 2859 nucleotides long. RefSeq lists its product as uncharacterized. Gene Ontology annotation, molecular function: protein heterodimerization activity. The record is from RefSeq and is a predicted model, not a curated record. The coding region runs from base 1 to 2859 and encodes 952 amino acids. The transcript has 6 exons. NCBI's taxonomy places the organism in Eukaryota, Fungi, Basidiomycota, Agaricomycetes, Agaricales, Agrocybaceae.